GACCGUCGCCUUGACGACCUCAGCAAGAUGGCGACGUGGAAGGGCAGGCUGCAGCCAAACCCCGGGGCGCUGAAUCCCGAGCAACGGGAGCAGCUUCGAAACUUCAAGGUUCAGACUCGGAUUGCUAACGAAAAGUAUCUAAGGACCCACAAAGAAGUAGAGUUGCUCAUAGGUGGUUUUUUCAGAGAAAUGUUAUUGAAAAGACCAGACAACAUCCCAGAAUUUGCUGCAGACUACUUCACGGAUCCAAGACUUCUCAACAAGAUUCACAUGCAGCUAAUUAAAGACAAGCACAUGGCUUAAUUAGCAAAAUCAUGAUGCUCAGCUGUUGGGAGAGACCAGACAGAAUCCAGCCUCAGGGGUCAUCUGGAAGCAUGAGAGCCUUGUUGCCAUCAAUGUGGGUUUGCAAGCUGCCUUGGGCUCUGUCUGCUGUCGCAAAGGCUUUUAAAGAUACUUGUUAAAAACAGACCUUCCUGCUC
This is a messenger RNA of Microcebus murinus (gray mouse lemur), 479 nucleotides long. It is a transcript of the gene RIIAD1, whose product is annotated as regulatory subunit of type II PKA R-subunit domain containing 1. NCBI's taxonomy places the organism in Eukaryota, Metazoa, Chordata, Mammalia, Primates, Cheirogaleidae. The record is from RefSeq and is a predicted model, not a curated record.